CUAAAUUCUCUGGGACCUGCCGAUCUUCUGGAGUUGAGUGGGUGAUGCAACUGUCCCCCACAGGGGCCGGACAGCCUUACGGGUUGCAGGCAGUGGCGACGGAGGUGCUGCCAUAGGCACAUAACCCCGUUUAGGCUAGGGCGCGAGCAGGCGUGGAUUCCAGAGGCCUUGGUUGCCCGGACCGGGCCUUAGGCUCGGAGUGUGGGAGGGCGCUGCCAGGGCUGACCGCUGCAGGGGUGGUGGCGGAGGAGCUGUGUUGGAGUCUCUUUUGAAACUCUAAGGACCCAGGGGUUCCCAGAACAUAGUUUUUAAAGGGGAUUGGAAAUCAGGACAGGAUGAGGAGCAGAAGUAAUUCUGGGGUGCAACUGGACGGCUAUGCUAGGCUGGUGCAUCAGACCAUCCUGUGUCAUCAGAAUCCAGUAACUGGCCUGCUUCCAGCCAGCUCUGAGCAGAAGGAUGCCUGGGUCCGGGAUAAUGUGUAUAGCAUCUUGUCUGUAUGGGGUUUGGGCCUGGCCUACCGUAAGAAUGCAGACCGAGAUGAGGAUAAGGCGAAGGCCUAUGAAUUGGAGCAGAGUGUAGUGAAGUUGAUGAGGGGACUGCUGUACUGCAUGAUGAGACAGGUUGAUAAAGUAGAAUCCUUCAAGUAUAGUCAGAGUACCAAGGAUAGCCUUCAUGCCAAAUAUAACACCAAAACUUGUUCAACUGUCGUGGGUGAUGACCAGUGGGGACAUUUGCAGUUGGAUGCUACUUCUGUAUACCUGCUCUUCUUAGCACAAAUGACUGCCUCAGGACUUCAUAUCAUCCACAGUCUAGAUGAAGUCAAUUUCAUACAGAACCUUGUAUUUUACAUUGAAGCAGCAUAUAAAACUGCUGACUUCGGGAUAUGGGAACGUGGAGACAAGACCAACCAAGGUAUCUCAGAAUUGAAUGCCAGUUCAGUUGGCAUGGCAAAGGCAGCCCUGGAAGCAUUAGAUGAACUUGAUCUCUUUGGGGUGAAAGGUGGGCCCCAAUCAGUUAUCCAUGUCCUGGCUGAUGAAGUUCAACACUGUCAGUCUAUCCUUAGUUCUAUACUCCCGCGGGCUUCCACAUCUAAAGAGGUUGAUGCAAGUCUACUUUCAGUUAUUUCCUUCCCAGCCUUUGCUGUAGAGGACAUUCAGUUGGUGGAACUCACCAAACAGGAGAUCAUCACCAAGCUUCAGGGUCGUUAUGGUUGCUGUCGCUUUCUCCGAGAUGGAUAUAAAACUCCUAAAGAGGAUCCCAAUCGUCCAUACUAUGAACCAGCUGAGUUGAAGUUAUUUGAAAAUAUUGAAUGUGAAUGGCCAUUGUUCUGGACUUAUUUUAUUCUCGAUGGAAUCUUCAGUGGCAAUGCAGAUCAGGUCCAGGAGUAUAGAGAGUCUCUUGAAGCUCUCCUCAUCAAGGGUAAAAAUGGAAUUCCUCUUCUGCCAGAGCUGUACAGUGUUCCUUCUGACAAGGUUGAUGAAGAAUAUCAAAAUCCUCAUACUGUGGACCGAGUGCCCAUGGGAAAAUUGCCUCAUAUGUGGGGACAGUCUUUGUAUAUCUUAGGAAAUUUGAUAGCAGAGGGUUUUUUAGCUCCUGGAGAAAUUGAUCCCCUGAAUCGUAGGUUUUCUACUGUACCUAAGCCAGAUGUUGUGGUUCAAGUUUCUAUUCUUGCAGAAACAGAAGAAAUAAAGUCAAUUUUGAAAGACAAAGGAAUUGAUGGGGAGACCAUUGCUGAAGUAUAUCCCAUUAGAGUGCAGCCAGCUCGUAUUCUCAGCCACAUUUAUUCCUGCCUAGGAUGCAACAGUAGAAUGAAACUCAGUGGUCGACCUUAUAGACACAUGGGAGUCCUUGGAACUUCAAAACUCUAUGACAUUCGGAAAACUAUCUUUACCUUUACUCCACAGUUUAUAGACCAACAACAGUUUUAUCUGGCUCUGGACAAUAAGAUGAUAGUGGAAAUGCUUAGAACAGACCUCUCCUACCUUUGUAGUCGCUGGAGGAUGACAGGUCAACCUACCAUUACCUUACCCAUCUCACAGACCAUGCUUGAUGAAGAUGGAAUCAGCUUGAAUUCAAGUAUACUGGCAGCACUCCGAAAAAUGCAAGAUGGCUAUUUUGGUGGGGCAAGGAUUCAAAUUGGUAAGCUGUCAGAGUUUUUGACAACAUCUUGUUGCACACAUUUGAGUUUUAUGGAUCCUGGGCCUGAAAAUAAGCUGUACAAUGAGGAUGCUGAUGACAGUUACAGUGAGCUGGAAUCUGAUGACUGGAUAAACAGCUGUGAUCCAACCAGUAAUGCGAAUUCUGGUUAUGAAGUUGCUCGUUAUUUAGAUCACAUUUUAGCACACACUACUCCCCAUCCUAAGAAAGACCCUGCUUCUCAGAAGGAAAAGCUAAAUCAGUAUGGAACUGCUGAACAACCAACAUGUGACUUAAAGUUCUUGAUAACUGAGGGCAAGGAGCUACAUGCACAAAAUAUAUGUUGUCCUACAAAGAUAUCUCAGUCUUCGUGGUCUGCCUUCAAAUUGCUUGAUUCACCGCAUUCCCCACCAGAGAACCAGGUGCCCUCUGCUCAUGUAAAACUACACCUUCCUAGGGAUGAAUCUGGGGAGGUGGACUUCAAAGCACUGGUUUUACAGUUGAAGGAGACUUCAAGCCUUCAGGAGCAAGCUGAUAUCCUCUGCUUGCUAUAUGCAAUGAAAGGACCUGACUGGGACAUUGGAUUUUAUGAUACAGGGAGCAUAACUGUAAAAGAGCUGCUUACUGAACUAUAUGGAAAAGUUGGGGAAAUUCGUCACUGGGGUCUAAUCCGAUACAUCUCAGGAAUCUUAAGGAAGAAGGUGGAAGCACUUGAUGAGGCUUGCACAGACCUUCUCUCCCACCAGAAACAUCUCACAGUGGGACUGCCUCCAGAACCUAGAGAAAAGACCAUUUCUGCACCUCUGCCCUAUGAAUUACUCACCCAACUGAUAGAUGAAGCCAGUGAAGGGGACAUGAACAUUUCAAUUCUUACACAGGAAAUAAUGGUGUAUCUCGCCAUGUAUAUGCGGACUCAGCCUGGCCUUUUUGCUGAAAUGUUUCGACUUCGAAUUGGUCUGAUCAUACAAGUUAUGGCUACAGAAUUGGCCCACUCCCUCCGAUGCUCGGCUGAGGAAGCCACAGAAGGUCUGAUGAAUCUAAGUCCAUCAGCCAUGAAGGACCUGCUACAUCAUAUUCUCAGCGGCAAAGAGUUUGGAGUGGAACGAAGUGUUCAUCCCUCAGACUCCAAUAUCACCCCUGCUAUUUCUCUCCAUGAGAUUGGUGCUGUUGGAGCAACCAAAACAGAACGAAGUGGGAUCAUGCAGUUAAAAAGUGAAAUAAAACAGGUGGAAUUUCAUAGACUCACUGUCUCAACUGAGAGUCAGUCCCCUGGGACCUCUGUGACACCAAGUAGUGGGUCCUUUCUUAGUGUAUAUGGUCAAUUCACACCUAAAGAUACUCGUCAAGGUCAAUGGCAGCGCCGAAGAAGGCUGGAUGGAGCUCUGAACAGAGUGCCAAUUGGAUUUUAUCAAAAAGUAUGGAAGGUUUUGCAGAAGUGUCAUGGACUCUCUGUGGAAGGUUUUGUUCUUCCUUCUUCAACCACAAGAGAGAUGACCCCAGGCGAGAUUAAAUUCUCUGUUCAUGUGGAGUCUGUCCUGAAUCGUGUACCUCAGCCAGAGUACCGCCAGCUUCUAGUUGAAGCCAUCCUUGUUCUUACCAUGUUAGCAGAUAUUGAAAUUCAUAGCAUUGGAAGCAUCAUUGCUGUGGAAAAGAUAGUGCAUAUUGCCAAUGACUUGUUCCUUCAAGAACAGAAAACCCUUGGAGCAGAUGAUACCAUGUUGGCAAAGGAUCCUGCAUCUGGCAUCUGUACUCUUCUGUAUGACAGCGCACCUAGUGGCAGGUUUGGCACCAUGACCUACCUCUCCAAGGCAGCUGCCACCUACAUGCAGGAAUUUCUGCCCCACAGUAUAUGUGCCAUGCAAUGAGACCAUUGAGUCUUGACUGCUGGGAAGCUUUUGAAAGCUGUUCUCUGCCUUAGUUGAUUGUAUAUGACUGAAAUGUGAUUACCUGAUCACUCCCAUGAUGCCCCAUUAAUCCUAUCUCUCCAUAAAGUAAACUUUACUGGUAAACU
Suncus etruscus (white-toothed pygmy shrew) is the source of this 4147-nucleotide messenger RNA. It is a transcript of the gene PHKA1, whose product is annotated as phosphorylase kinase regulatory subunit alpha 1. The transcript has 32 exons. NCBI's taxonomy places the organism in Eukaryota, Metazoa, Chordata, Mammalia, Eulipotyphla, Soricidae. Gene Ontology annotation, biological process: glycogen metabolic process. Gene Ontology annotation, cellular component: phosphorylase kinase complex. Bases 336 to 4001 code for a protein of 1221 amino acids. Gene Ontology annotation, molecular function: calmodulin binding. The record is from RefSeq and is a predicted model, not a curated record.